Nicotiana tabacum (common tobacco) is the source of this 882-nucleotide messenger RNA. RefSeq lists its product as uncharacterized. The record is from RefSeq and is a predicted model, not a curated record. Lineage: Eukaryota; Viridiplantae; Streptophyta; Magnoliopsida; Solanales; Solanaceae. Gene Ontology annotation, molecular function: RNA binding. Gene Ontology annotation, cellular component: nucleus.
UGUCUUCAAAACCCCUCUCAAAAAACCCUAGUCUCGUCCCCCUCCCUGUUCUCUCUGUCCUGCGCCAACCAUGGAAAUCGACAAUCCUCCUCCGACAGAGAAACCGGCGACAACACUACCGGCAAAGCCCAAUUUCCAACCUCUAAAAGCCCACGAAAUCUCCGACGGCCAAGUUCAGUUCCGGAAAGUCACAGUCCCACAGCACCGCUACACUCCGUUAAAAAAAGCCUGGCUUGAAAUCUACAAUCCAAUCUACGAGCAGAUGAAAAUCGACAUCCGAAUGAACCUCAAAAAACGUCGGGUUGAGCUCAAAACCCGACCCGACACGCCCGACAUCAGCAACCUCCAAAAAUCCGCCGACUUCGUUCACGCUUUCAUGCUAGGGUUUGACACGUGUGAUGCCGUAGCAUUGCUCCGUCUCGACGAGUUGUACGUUGAUUCGUUUGAGAUUAAGGAUGUGAAGACGCUGCGUGGCGAGCAUUUGUCUAGGGCUAUUGGGAGAUUGUCGGGGAAAGGAGGGAAGACGAAGUUUGCUAUAGAGAAUGCGACGAAGACGAGAAUUGUGAUUGCGGAUACUAAGAUACAUAUAUUGGGAUCGUUUACGAAUAUUAAAAUUGCUAGGGAUUCGCUUUGUAGCCUUAUUAUGGGGUCUCCUGCUGGUAAGGUUUAUUCUAAGCUUCGAUCUGUUACUGCCCGAUUGAAUGAAAUGUUUUAAUUUUUGUUUUUUUUUGAAUUAUAGAUUUGCAAUGUUUAAGUGUAUUAAAAUUUUGAGCUGAUUGGAAAAUUUUGUCUGAGAUAUGUAUUGUGACUCUGUUAUUUGUGGUCUUUAAAUUUAUGCAAUUUUAGUAGUGGAAUGGAGUAUAAUAUAUUGUAUUUGGUUUA